Molecule: messenger RNA, 2478 nt
Organism: Nylanderia fulva
Lineage: Eukaryota; Metazoa; Arthropoda; Insecta; Hymenoptera; Formicidae
Product: heat shock protein 60A
Biological process (GO): protein refolding
Molecular function (GO): ATP-dependent protein folding chaperone; ATP binding
Source: RefSeq, a predicted model, not a curated record
UUUAUUUUCUGUACACGAAGCUCGAAUUUUGAUCGUCCUAAUUAUUAUUCGAAAUUAAUGUCCGUCGAAUUCAGUCGAACGUGGUGGAAAGAUAAGGAAGAGGUUGGAAAAAGAGGAGGGGAUUAUCUCUCGUCUCUCUCAUUCUCGCUCAUCCAGUUCCAUUUCGUUCCGAGUCGCGCAGACAACGUGUGCGGGUCACUUCGCGCCGAUCUUCAACUCUCCGUUUCUCGACGUCGAUCGACACCGGUCUAUUAAUUUCGCCGAGGAGCACCUUAUUAAGGAUCGAAGAUGCACAGACUAUCUACCAUAUUGAAAGGAACUGCCCUACGCCAGUUCCAGGCACGUACUUAUGCCAAAGAUGUGCGUUUUGGAACGGACGUUCGUGCUUUGAUGUUGCAAGGUGUAGACAUUUUAGCAGACGCCGUUGCAGUGACGAUGGGCCCUAAAGGCCGCAAUGUUAUUGUGGAACAAAGCUUUGGAGGUCCAAAGAUCACGAAAGACGGCGUAACUGUGGCAAAAAGCAUCGAAUUAAAGGAUAAGUUUCAAAAUGUCGGAGCUAAAUUAGUACAAGAUGUAGCUAAUAAUACAAAUGAGGAAGCCGGUGAUGGUACCACAACUGCAACUGUAUUAGCUAGAGCUAUAGCCAAAGAAGGAUUUGAAAAGAUCAGCAAAGGUGCAAAUCCUAUAGAAAUCAGACGAGGUGUAAUGUUGGCGGUAGAUAAAAUAAAAGAUGAAUUGAAAACUUUGAGUAAACCAGUCACGACACCCGAAGAAAUUGCCCAGGUAGCAACGAUAUCCGCUAACGGUGAUCAAGCCGUUGGCAAUUUAAUAUCUGAUGCCAUGAAGAAAGUUGGAAAGGAUGGUGUGAUCACUGUAAAGGAUGGUAAAACUCUCAAUGACGAGCUGGAGGUCAUAGAGGGAUUGAAAUUCGAUAGGGGCUACAUCUCUCCAUACUUCAUCAAUUCCAGUAAAGGAGCCAAAGUCGAGUUUCAAGACGCGCUCCUUCUCUUUAGCGAAAAGAAGAUCUCCUCUGUGCAGAGUAUUAUUCCCGCAUUAGAACUGGCCAACACGCAACGCAAACCUCUGAUUAUAAUUGCCGAGGAUGUAGAUGGCGAGGCUCUGUCGACGCUCGUUGUCAACCGUUUAAAAAUCUCACUGCCAGUGGCUGCGGUUAAAGCUCCUGGUUUUGGUGAUAACAGAAAAGCUACUCUUCAAGAUAUGGCAAUAGCUACCGGUGGCAUUGUAUUCGGCGAUGACGCUAAUCUUGUCAAACUAGAAGACAUCCAGGCAAGCGACUUGGGUCAGGUAGGAGAAAUUAUCAUCACAAAGGAUGACACUCUUAUUCUGAAGGGCAAGGGAAAAAAAACUGAUAUCGACAGAAGAGCUGAUCAGAUCAGGGAUCAAAUCGAGAACACUACGUCCGACUAUGAGAAGGAAAAGCUGCAAGAACGUUUGGCGAGGUUAGCCUCUGGAGUCGCUGUCCUGAGAGUUGGCGGAAGCAGCGAGGUAGAAGUUAACGAAAAGAAGGACCGUGUACAUGAUGCGCUCAACGCCACUCGCGCCGCUGUCGAGGAAGGAAUUGUUCCCGGAGGUGGCACUGCUCUGUUGAGAUGCAUUCCGGCCCUGCAACAGCUCAAGCCGGUGAACAGCGAUCAGGAGACCGGGGUGAAAAUUAUAGCGGACGCUUUGCGUGUGCCAUGCCUACAGAUCGCACAAAACGCCGGUGUCGACGCCAGUGUGGUGGUGUCCAAAGUGAGUGAGGGCAAAUUGGGUUACGACGCUUUGAAGGACGAAUACGUCGAUAUGAUUGAAGCGGGCAUCAUCGAUCCCACAAAGGUCGUACGCACGGCACUCACCGAUGCGGCGGGUGUCGCGUCGCUCUUGACGACGGCGGAAGCGGUCGUCACCGAGUUACCCAAGGAGGAGACGCCGAUGGGCGGUAUGGGAGGAAUGGGAGGAAUGGGUGGUAUGGGUAUGGGUGGUAUGGGCAUGUAAAAAGAACAAAAAAUAGACAAAGACUGAGAAAGGAACAUCAUAUUUGUACCGCGAUCCUGUACGUUAUGAGACACAGCCGCGCAACGUUGUUGAAAUAGAUUCGGACAUUUAAUCUCUAUUCGAGCGAAACAGAGAUCUCCGAUCACAGUUUGUAUUUUGAAACAUUAAAAGUGAUAACACUCGACGCAUCUGAUAUACGAAUCCAUCGUAUGAAUUCGUCGUUUGUUUUACAUUUGCUUCUGUUCUAGGGAUCUGUAACGUUACAAAUAGUAUAUGCAGAUCAUUCAUUAUUUUUAAUUUAAGCGAAGUAUACAUGUAGUACAUGUAGGAAUGUUUCAAAUAUACAAAUGCAUUUAAUUGUAAAAAAAAACGGUUACUACAUUAUGAAACUUGUUGAUAUGUUUAUACAGGUGAUUUUGUGGCGAAUUAACGAUUUAACCAAUUACAUGAUAAUUUUUAAAUAAAUUUCAAUUAUUUUGUCCA